Erpetoichthys calabaricus (reedfish) is the source of this 5630-nucleotide messenger RNA. RefSeq names its product KIAA0825 ortholog. The coding region runs from base 7 to 3864 and encodes 1285 amino acids. The record is from RefSeq and is a predicted model, not a curated record. The transcript is spliced from 19 exons. NCBI's taxonomy places the organism in Eukaryota, Metazoa, Chordata, Cladistia, Polypteriformes, Polypteridae.
UCUAACAUGGAGUGGCCAGGGGACAAUUUGCAGGGUAAUUGUCCUACAGACAUCUUUCUCACUGGCGUAUUUGGGGAACUGGACAUUCAGCAGGUGCUCCAUGACACAGAAGAAAAAUUAAAGCUCAAUGCAUGGUGUAUUGACCAAAGCCUAAAGGAGAUGCAGAUGGAAAUGAAUGAUGUUUGUACAGGAGAUAUGCUGCCAUUCACAGCAGAUAGCCUGCAGUGGCUGUGUCCUAAUCAUCUCAACUCUUUUAGACCUUUAUCUACUGGCUAUGAUGAACUUGUAGAUUUCCUUAGAGCUUUGCAAAAUUUUCUGAAGACGGAGCAAAGUCAGGAAGAAACAGUGCUUCAUCUCCUUCUUGAUAUUUCCUGCCAGUGUGGUGUUUAUUUUCCUUCCAAACCAACUGGAUCAUCAUUCCCAAUGACCUCUACAGCUUCCCUGCAUGCAGUAGGAGAUGAAUCUUCUUUGCAGGUUCAGUCUGUAUGGGAUGAUAUCAAAUUACAUCUUAGGCGAUUCAUUGUUGAAAAGUUGUCAUCCAGUCAACAGGCUGACCAACAACCCGAUCAACGAGUAACUUUUAAGAUCCAUUGCCUUCAGCAACUUCUUUUCUUAUACCCUGAAGAGGAAGUACUUUCUAGAUUUCAAAAUAUUCAGAGCAAAUAUUUACAGGAUUUCCUACAUGAACUGUUGUGCUCAAGUCCCGGUGAAACUGGUUUUGACAAAGUGGUUCAUGCUUAUGAAAGUGCUAUCCCUUCAGUUUGCAAUAUGGUAAAGGAAGAUCUACACACACUCAAUGGAAUUGUUGAGCCUGCACUUACAAUCAAGUUCCUAAAUGAUGUAUAUCAUUUCACUACUACUAAUGAGCUGUCAGCUCAGAUUGAGAAGUUUUGUGAGCUUCAAUUAAAGGACAGCAAGUUGGUUGCAGUUAAGGCAGGAAAAAUCUCCAGCAAAAUGAAAGGAGCUGCUAAUGCUGCAGCUUCUGGAGACCAUACCAAAAAAGGGAGGAACUUCUUUCCUCUGACCUCUCAUCAGCUGAGAUGUAUUUCUCAACUUAUGAAAAAUCUUAUUUGCUUGGAGAAUAAAAUAGAGGAACUUGCUUCAGUUUGCAUUUUGAUCAAAGAACAAGAAGUAGUUUACUCUAUAAAAGGAAUACAUAAAAAGACAUUUGAAAACACAGAUGGCACUCCACCUGAAGAUAGCAAGCUUUGCAGUGAAAGAGUACAGAGGAAAGAGUCUCUAGCACUGACAUUUAAUUGGAGAAGCACAUUCAAAGAUUUGUGUCCUGCUAUUGUACACUGUCUCAGAGUGGUCAUGGAAGAUGUCUAUACAAAGGCUUUGAGGCAAGAGGAAACUAUCCACUUAUCAGGAUCUCCAUUGAUGAUCAGUGUGAAAAAUGUACAGCAGGAAGAGCAAAUUUUCUCUUUGAUAAAGGAAAACAAAACACCAAAACGAAUUGCAAAGUUUUGUGCUGACAUCAUGAAAGAACUUGACACAUUUCUUGCACUUGCUCUGGCAUGGAGAGAAGACAGUUUACAGGAAAUUAGGGCAGACUUUGUGGAGGUCUGCACAAAAGUGACAACUGCCAUUGAGACAAGGCUAAAGGAGAGAAGCAAGGAAAUUCCUUGGAAAGCCCCUGCUCAAAACCUUCAUGUACUGUUGUCCACUGCUAUUUACAUUCAUCAGCGAGUAACCCACUAUGAGGCACUUCUGAAGGACAACAGCCACAAGCCCCUGUUCCUGCUGCCAAUCCAGCAGUACCAAGAGCUGAUCUGUGCCCUUGAAGCACAAGUUAUUGACUACAAUACAAGAACCUGUGCUACUUAUAUUCUGCAAGAUCCUGAAAGCCAUUACUGGAGCGACCAUAAAAGUUUUUAUGAGGGGGAAAAAUGUUCAUUCUCUAUUUUAAUGUGGCAUUACUUACUAAUGGGCCUACGGCAUGAUCUUUGGACUACAUUGCCUUCCAGCCUUGCCCAGGAAAUCUUGGCCCAGGUCCUGAGCGAGACAUUGGAAAUUCUAGUUCAGAGAUAUUCUGUUGCCUGCCCCACCUAUAGAAGGACUUUGCAAGUCAGAAGUGACAUUACUGCCAUAUUGCUCUGCAUAGAAAACCACCUUUGGUCAAUAUGCAAUAGUACAGAAGCACUUCUUCAAUCAACUGAGGACCAGUUCUCAUGGAUUGUUUCCAUUCAUAAUCAUUGUAAUCAGCUUCUUGCUGUGCUGGCUAUUGUCACAUCACCUCUGCAGGAACUGCAUGAAGCAUUACAAAAUGUUUCAAGUGAGGGCUCUGUUUUAUCAACUUUGCAGAUUCCCAGCUGCCAUCUUUUACAGUGGCUUUCUUUUAUUAAGCCUACCUUGUUCUCUCAAGAAUCUCUUGGGAUGUCAGCAGCAGAUGAAAUAGCUGCUCAGCGCCAGCUGAAAAUGUUGUUAUCCCAGCCUGGUUGUAACCAGAACUUGCUAUUGCAAACACUGCUUCAGCACAACUGCCUGGUACUUAGAAAGCUGUUAAAUAAUUCAGAUUUCCUAAUAACUGAAGGUGAAAGUGAUCCAGCAAAUAAUUUUCAAGAUCAAACACUACUUAUGGAAGCAAUUUUCAUGCUGUUGAUCAGCCCUUAUUUGCCUCCUAAAUUUCUUUGUGUUGUGAUAGAAGAAUACUUUGAUAAGAAGAAAUUAUGGGAGUCUUUCAGUGACCUUUCAGAUGUGAGCCAACCAGAACUUGAAGUAAUGUCAUGUCUGAGAAUGGCAGUGAUCAGACCCAUCACUACUGUUGUAAACAAACUCAUCUCUAUGGUUCAUGCCUGGCAAGACUGUGAAAAUCAUGGGAUCUACCAGCAUAAACAAAUGGUCCCUGAAUAUCUCCUAAGUAGAAUUCCAAAGGAAUGGAACUAUGUCCCAUGGGAAAUAAAAAGGAAGGAAUCUGGAAAAAGUUUCAAAAAGCUGGUGGCAGAAGCCAUUGUGUUCAUCAUUUCCAAUAUGCCUUGCCUAGUUUCCUCACUUCCUGCUGCUGUUAGAUACUUGUUUUAUGUCGCAGAGAAAAGGCUUUCCAAAAUCUCAAAGCAUUUUAAUUUCUAUGGUCUUCUGGUUCACAACAUAGUUGCUCUCCACUGCCACAUGCUAGAAGAUGGCAAUAGAACUGAGCAAUUCACUGGAGCCACACUGGAUCGGUGGAGCAAAGAGAAACUAGCUUUGGUCAGUGACUGCCUACAAAGUAUUGUGGGACAGCUGAAGGAAAGUCCCAAACCAGUGGUUCUCAAAAUCAUUCAGUACAUUGAGACGCAAAGGCCAAAAUGGAUCGAGAGCCAACUACAAAAAGCAAAAAUGCUAUGUGGAGAAAGUGCAUUUGAGUCCAAUGAGAGCUGUGUCUCGCAUGAGGAAAGCACAGCGCUUGAAUUGACUGAGCAGAAAAUAGGCAUGAUAGUCCUGGAUAUCUGCCACAAACCAGGUGGCAGCGAAUACCUGAGGCAAAUUUAUCACAUCAUCCAACUCAAUGAGGAGUUUGUGAAGGCCCAGCUUUCUGCCAUAGAAGAUUCAAAAGUUAAACCUCCUCAAAGACAUUUAAAGAUCAGCCUUAAAGAUUCAGAUCUGCAGCUUACUGCCUUCAACCCACUUAAGGAGUUUAGUCACAUUGGGAGUGAUAAGUUUGACCAGCCAGCCAUAACUGAGUGGGACUGGGAAUGGCCGAAACUGCUGCCAAGUUAUCUGGGACUCAGUCAGGUGACCUUGAGGGCGCUGCUGGCAAACAGGUGGGAAAUGCAGGAUUCCGCAGCCCUUGAAGAAAAAGAAAAGACGUUGGUGGCUUCCUUAAAAAAACUCUGUUUCGGUAAACCUGCAGCAGCUCAAGCAUUUACAACACAGGAGCAAAGCUAAAAGUUAAAUUCACAAAUAAAUAAAUAAAUAAAUAAAUAGAAUGAACAACACACUUUUAAUUAACAAAUAAUAACAUAAAGCCGAUGUGUUUCCCUUUUCAGAUGAAUGACGGGCUUUAACACUGGGGCACCCAUUAAUUAAGUCUCAGAAAUCCUCACAUGGUCUGCUGAACCUGAGGAGAAACAUGCAGCUUUAAUGGAGGGCUUUUGAGAGGAGACAGGUGAAAUCUACUACCUCUUGCUUUUAAUAUAUUUGUUUUUUUGGACUGAUGAGUAGUACCUAAAUCAUAACUCAUGAAUAUGUAAUUUAAUAUGAAAGAAUUUGAAAAGUUAAUUAAAACACAUGAGCGCUGCAAAACCAAGGGUGCGGGUUGUGUGGCAUUAUGUCCAUGAAUUUUUGCAUCAUUAAUAGACUUCAAGUGACGCUGGAGUGAAUGAGCACUUGAACUGUAAAAGCUCUUGAAAAACACAGUUGUGCAGAUAAAACCGGUUAGGCAAUCGGCCUCUUUACGGCACUUUUGUUAACAACUUUAAUAUUUGGUAUCUUCACUUGUCUACCUAAACACAUUUAUGUUCUAUUAAACUCCGGAAACUUGCUUAUUUUUAUUUAUUCUGUGCACAUUUCUUUGAAGUUAACUGUUCAUGUAUGCUGGCAGUUCAUUUUUUUUGUACACACAUAUUUCUAAAUAAAAGAUUCUAGGAUUGUGGGUAAUAUUUCUGUGAUUAUACACAUAUUUCCUUUCAGUGCUAAAAGCAGAUUUAAAGAGGGGCCUGCCAAAUUACAAGAUGAAGGAUUUUAACGGCAGUGAAACUCUUGCUAUAUUGUAGUGAAAGUGGCCGUUCUGUGUUUGCCACUGUUGACACAUUGUGCAGUAUAGCAGGUGCUGGUUUAGCGGCAGAUUCCAGAUAUAGUGACAGAGAAGCUAAAUUAUAGAUCAACUACACCUUGACAUUCUCACCAGGAUAGCCAGUAAUUGGGCUUUGGAGAGAGCUCAUUAUACAGUCGUCACUUUUCAUGCUUUAUGCAAUUAUAAUGCAUAUUAGUGCUGUAUGGAUAUACAUUUUAUAAAGUAGGAGAGUGUAUAAACAACGGAAUACAAAGACUUUUAACAAUUUUAAUAGCUGUAAUAUCAGCAUACAUCAAAGGCUAAAGUUUUGCAAAUUAUGCCAUAGGUAUUCACAUUUUAAUAAAGAGGAAAUACAUAAUAAAUGCAGUAACAUGUCACGUCAAAGUAUGAGGACCUGAUCCACAGUAACACAGGUGUUUGCAGAAGCAAGCGUUUCUACCACAGUAACAUCUGUUAAAUUGUGUAUACAUUUUGACACACUCUAUAGAAAUGCGGCAAUACCCAAGAGUUUCAUAUAUCACAUUAAACUUCAGCAUAACAAUCGCAUUGUCCAACUCACAAAAACUAAAUUAUUAAGAAGAAAAAUCCAUACAGUUUUUGAAGCCUGCUUUCUCCAGAGCAAAGCUGCAGCUAUCCUAAGCAGCAAUGGGCGUGAGGCAGGAAGCAGCGUAGAGCCCACUCAAGCGCAGGAAAACCCCAAGCCAGCUUAGAGCCCGCAAGGUUCUGACACUACAUGGAUGGCAGAGGGAAAUAUUGAAAUAAACACAGAAGGGAAUCAUACUCACUUACAGUAGCUGGAAAUGUGAGACCACAAGUGGUAUCUGCUGUAUCACCAUGCUGCUCCCAAAGUAAUCAUAUUUUUAUGAUCCCUUAAAUCUAUGGACUGCUUUUUCCAUUGGGAGAAAAGUGUCUAGAAAAA